AUGCCAAAUCUGAAAGUACUGUUGAUCACUGUUCUUGGCUCUUUCCUUGCCAUUAAUCGACUCAACAUACUCAGUACAUCUGCCAUUGACAGCAUGAACACUAUGGUGUAUUUUGUGUUUUCUCCUGCUCUUGCUUGUAGCAGCCUGGCCAGUACCAUAACUCUAAAGAGUUUGAUUGCAUUGUGGUUUAUGCCAUUUUGUAUAGUUGUGACAGUUAUAGUUGGAACAGCACUUGGAUGGUUACUUGUUAAAAUAACAAGAGUUCCUUAUCAUCUCCGAGGGCUUGUGUUGGGAUGUUGUGCUGUAGGAAAUAUUGGAAACUUGCCUUUAAUGGUAGUUUCAGCCAUCUGUAAGGAAAAAAGCAACCCAUUUGGAGAUGAACAUUCUUGUCACGAAAAUGGAAUGGCAUAUGCAUCUCUUUCAUUGGCACUAGCAUCUAUUUUAGUUUGGUCUUUUGCAUACAACAUUGUGAGGAUAUAUUCAAAUAAAGAGGUCUCCAGUGUCGACAAAGUUGUUGAAUUAAAGGAAAAUCCGACGUUGGCAUCAGAAAGUGAUCCAAAAACCAUGUCAAAUGCUAACAAUUCUGUGGAUCAACAUGAAAUUGAAACCUAUAUACUGCCAAAUGAUGGUUACCCUAUUCAAUAUUGUGGAGAAGAAGAAGUUAAUGCAAUACCUAAAGAUAAUAUUUCCUCCUACGUUGAUUGGAGCGGUUUGAAAGGAGAAGGAGUGAAGUUUUCACUUAUUUUUGGCAUCAUUGUGGUGAGAAAUAUUGUGUUGCCAGUUCUUGGAGUAGCCACUGUGAAAGGUGCUAUUCAUCUUGGCUUGAUCCAUCAUGAUCCGUUAUAUGAGUUUGUGUUACUGCUUCAAUUUGCUCUUCCACCAGCAGUGGCUAUAAGUACAUCUGCUCAAUUGUUUGGAUCAGGGAAGGGUGAAUGCUCAAUUAUUAUGCUUGCAACUUAUUCCUUUGCAGCAGUGUCCCUUACUCUUUGGUGGUUCAUGCCAGUAAGUAUUUUUGUAACAUAUAUUGCUGGCACAUUACUUGGAUGGUUACUGAUCAAAACAGUUAGUGUUCCUCCUCAUCUGCAUGGCCUUGUAUUGGGAUGCUGUGCUGCAGGAAAUCUGGCCAGUUUGCCUCUUACCGUAGUUCCAACUAUCUGUAAAGAAGAAAACAAUCCUUUUGGAGAUGAAGCUAUUUGCCACAGAAAUGGACUUGCAUUUGCUUCUCUGUCAAUGGCUGUUGGAUACACUUAUGCUUGGUCUUUUACAUUCAACAUUGUUCGUAUAUAUUCACCCAAGAUCUCCAAUGUAGUCAAGGUUGACGAAUCCACUGUAAAUCCAAAGUCUGCAAUAGAAUCUGACCCAGAAAACCUUUUAAAAAGCUCUUGUGGAGAAUUGAUCAUGAAUGGGGGGGAUACAGCAAAGCCUAAUGGUGGCAUGGAUCAACCUGAAUUUGAGUGUAAAGUGCCUAAUGGACAAGCAAAGGUACCAGGAAAGUUGAAGUUUAUGAAACAGUUGAAACUAUUAGCUGAGAAGAUCAACAACAUGAAGAUACUAAUUGCUCCUUCCACUAUGGCAGCAGUAUAUAUUAUGGGUGUGACAAUUGGUAUUGUGCCUCAGUUUCGAAAACUGCUAGUUGGUGACAAUGCUCUCCUUCAUGUGGUUCAAGACACUUUGACCAUGCUGGGGUGA
Molecule: messenger RNA, 1689 nt
Organism: Sphenostylis stenocarpa
Lineage: Eukaryota; Viridiplantae; Streptophyta; Magnoliopsida; Fabales; Fabaceae
Source: the annotation of a GenBank genome assembly